AUGAAAGAUGUGUCAUCAAAAUUCUUGACAGAUAUCGUAGCUUCAUGUUUCUUUGGUUACGAAGUAAAGUGCUUUAGAAAUGAUGAAUCAGAUUUUGUUAAUUUCACUAAAAAUUUAUUUUCCCAUAAAGUCGCGCUGUUGCCAUUCUUCCGCUUGUUCUCGUAUUUUUUCGUUCCUACUUUUGUGUCGCUGUUCAAGUUAAACUUUUUGGAUAAUACACUUUUGAAGAAAAUUAUUAUAGAUACUCUUUAUUAUAGAGAGACGAAUAAUGUCAAGAGAAAUGAUUUUAUCGAUUUACUGAAACAACUUAACACGAAUUGUAAAGAAGAUUGCGAGAUUGAAUUUGGUACCGAUAGACUGAUUUCCCAAUUGAUCACAUUUUAUAUCGCUGGAUUUGAGACCACUAGCAAUGCCGUAGCGUUCGCACUCUAUGAGCUCGGUCUCCGAACGGAUUGUCAAGACAGGCUUAGGGAAGAAAUAUUGAGUAUUAUAAAAACAGAGGAGGAUAUAACUUACGAAAAUCUACAAAAGUUGAAAUAUCUGGACAUGGUUCUUUCAGGUGAUCGUUUUGGUUUGAUUUGUGCCAAAAUUGGAUUAGUGUACUUUUUACGGAAGUUUAAGAUAGACAGAUGCGCAGAAACACCGGAUAAGAUGUUAUUGAAUCCAAGGAGUCCCUUUAUGGUGCCUCUCAAUGGAAUAAAAAUGACUGUGCACAAAAGUAGAUAUUUUUAA
Molecule: messenger RNA, 732 nt
Organism: Diabrotica balteata
Lineage: Eukaryota; Metazoa; Arthropoda; Insecta; Coleoptera; Chrysomelidae
Source: the annotation of a GenBank genome assembly